Paramisgurnus dabryanus is the source of this 1161-nucleotide messenger RNA. RefSeq names its product cytosolic sulfotransferase 3-like. The record is from RefSeq and is a predicted model, not a curated record. NCBI's taxonomy places the organism in Eukaryota, Metazoa, Chordata, Actinopteri, Cypriniformes, Cobitidae. Gene Ontology annotation, molecular function: sulfotransferase activity.
AUGGGUGAGCCUGCCACCUCCGAUGAGCUGGACGAUUUUGGAGAGGCUUUGCGGCAUCCGAACGGGAGUUCAAUACUCGCUGCGAUUGGACGUGUAAGCCCUGCUGGCGGUCGGAUGGGUAAUUUGAUUAAAUUAUGUAAGGAGGCUUUUGUGGUGUCCGACGGGAGUUCAAUACUCACUGCGAUCGGACGGGUGUAUGUAAUUUACUUUGUCCCUAUUUAUUGUCCUUGUGUUUGCUGUUCUGUGCUUGUGCGUCUUGUUUCAUUCCUUGUUGUAUCCUGUCGGUUUCUGUAUCAUAUCUGGACAGAACUAGCUGAUAAUCUGAAAACUUCUCCUCGCCUCAUCAAAACUCAUCUACCUGUUCAGCUGGUGCCUAAGUCCUUCUGGGAACAGAACUCGAAGGUUGUGUAUGUAGCUCGUAAUGCGAAGGACAAUGCAGUUUCCUAUUUUCAUUUUGAUCGAAUGAACAAGGGAGAGCCUGAACCGGGAGACUGGAACAACUUUUUACAGAAAUUUAUGGAAGGAAAAAAAGUGUUUGGUCCGUGGUAUGACCAUGUCAGCAGAUGGUGGGAAAAGAAACAGACAUAUUCUAACUUACUGUACUUGUUCUAUGAGGAUUUGGUUGAAGACACAGGACGUGAGGUGGAACGUUUGUGCUCUUUUCUGGGAUUAGCAACUUCGGCUGAUGAGAGAGAAAAAAUAACAAAAGGAGUUCAUUUUGAUGCCAUGAAAAACAACAAGAUGACCAAUUAUUCUACAAUCCCAGUCAUGGACUUCAAGAUUUCACCCUUCAUGAGGAAAGGUAAAGUUGGAGACUGGAAAACUCACUUUACUGUGGCACAAAAUGAAGAGUUUGAUGAGGUCUACAAACAAAAGAUGAAGAACACCACUGUCAAGUUUAGGACCGAACUUUAAUGCUUGCUGAACAUAGCUCAACAAUAUUCACUAAUGCAGGGUCCUAAAGAUUAUUAUUCUUUUAAUUGACAUAUUAUAAUAAUUUUUGUUUAGUUAAAACACCCAGUUUAAUUUGCAAAGAUAGCAAGUAUGGCAAUCGUAGGCAUGAUUUUAAAACAUCAAAUGCUACAUAACAUUUGGCAACGCUUGUGUCACAUGCAUUAACAUGUUUAUUAAUGUGUUUUUUGUAUACAGAACCAUUGUGGG